GUUCGACGCAGCUUGCUCUCGACCGCCAUGUCAGACACGACUCCCGCCCCCGACACGACGACGCCCGCCGACACCGCGCCUGCCCCCGAGGUCGCCGCAGCCGUUCCUAUCCCAGAGACGCCAGCACCGGGUGCAGACGCCGGUGCCGCGGAUAGCCAGGAGAAGAAGGGCGACGAUGAUGCAGGGGACGAGCCCCAGAACACACUCACGCGGAAGUUCAGCGACGCAGAAUGGACAGCCGUGAAGGAACUCAGGGCGCAGCUUCCGGAGAUCUUCGCGGAGGCGUAUGCCGCGAAGGAGGACAAGCAGGCCCCGGUGACCCUCUGGGGCGUGCAGAUCGACCCGGCAAGCCCGAAGGACGCCCGUGUGAGCGUCGUGCUCAUCAAGUUCUUGCGCGCAAGGGACCUCAAGGUUGCUGAGGCACGCAAGAUGCUCACCGACACGCUCAAGUGGCGAGAGGACUUCAAGCUUGCGGAGGUUCUGAAGGAGGAAUUUCCCGAGAAGAUAUUUGGCGGGCUUGGUAAGAUCUACGGCAAGAGCAAGGAUGGGCACCCAGUCGUUUAUAACAUAUACGGUGGCUCCGACGUGAACGCCGUCUUCGGUGACGUCGACCGGUUCCUGCGCUGGCGUGUCGCCUUCAUGGAGAAGUGCAUUGAGGAGCUCGACUUCGAGAACGUUGACCAGAUGGUGCAGAUCCACGACUACGAGGGCGUCAGCAUGAUGUCGCGUACACCCGGCCAGAAGGCCGCAGCCUCGCAAGCCUCCGCGCUCUUCUCGAGCUACUACCCCGAGCUCCUGUCGAGGAAGUUCUUCGUCAACGUGCCGACGGUCAUGGCGUGGGUCUUCUGGCUGUUCAAGGCGCUCGUGCCCGCGAAGACGAUGGAGAAGUUCAGCAUGGUCGGCACGGGCCCGAAGGUGAUCGGCGUGGAGCUCCUGCCUCUUGUUGAUGCGGGGGAGCUGCCGAAGCGGUAUGGCGGCGAGGCUCUGGGUUGGGAUUAGGCCUCUGCCCUGUUGCGAUCGUGGUGGUGGAUCUACUGUAGCUUGAUUUAGUUUGCUUUAUUUCUGGAAUACCCCCCUCUAGUCUCAAUGGGAAUUCGGCUCGUCUACUAACCACUCAAUACAAUGCGCAGCUGAAUGGUAUGUGCAUGAUCAUAUUGCAUGUACAUAUCCUACGUGCUUCAUGCGAGCCACACGACAGAAGAAAAUGAUAGACGGAAUAAAUACUAGUACAGAGACAAUACACCUAUGGAUACACGCCGAGACAGUCUAUGAGCGCUCGCCGCGGAGCCGCCGCGCGAGCGCGAGGUCCUUGGGCUGGAUGGUGACACGCUUCGCGUGGAUGGCGGCGAGGUUGGUGUCCUCGAAGAGGGAGACGAGGUAUGCCUCCGACGCCUCCUGGAGCGCCAUCACGGCGGACGAC
Rhodofomes roseus is the source of this 1420-nucleotide messenger RNA. Its product is annotated as CRAL-TRIO domain-containing protein. Gene Ontology annotation, biological process: regulation of exocytosis; Golgi to plasma membrane protein transport. The coding region runs from base 28 to 999 and encodes 323 amino acids. The record is from RefSeq and is a predicted model, not a curated record. The transcript is spliced from 8 exons. NCBI's taxonomy places the organism in Eukaryota, Fungi, Basidiomycota, Agaricomycetes, Polyporales, Fomitopsidaceae. Gene Ontology annotation, molecular function: phosphatidylinositol transfer activity. Gene Ontology annotation, cellular component: cortical endoplasmic reticulum; plasma membrane; cytosol.